Molecule: messenger RNA, 700 nt
Organism: Sceloporus undulatus (fence lizard)
Lineage: Eukaryota; Metazoa; Chordata; Lepidosauria; Squamata; Phrynosomatidae
Product: transmembrane 4 L6 family member 1-like
Exons: 5
Coding region: 1-609 (202 amino acids)
Cellular component (GO): membrane
Source: RefSeq, a predicted model, not a curated record
AUGAUGUGUACUGGAAAGUGCACCAAAUGUACGUGCACCAAAUGCAUUGGGAUUGCCUUGCUCCCACUUGCUAUCUGUGCUAUUAUCUCCAAUCUCCUCCUCUACUUCCCCAAUGGAGAAGUAUUAGAAGCCAGCAGGAUCACUGAUUUGGUCUGGUUUUUCCAUGGAAUUCUGGGAGCAGGAAUACUGGUUUUCUUGCCAGCAUUUAUGAUGCUGGGGGCAGGUGGAGCAGGAUGUCAUGCAAACAAAUGUGGGAUGGUGCUGUCUGUUGUCUUUGCUGCCCUGGGAGCUGCAGGUGGAGUCUACUGUGUGAUCAUUUCAUCUUUGGGGUUAAUUAGUGGUCCUCUAUGUGAUAUCGGUGAUGAGAUAUAUGUCUAUCCUUUCCGGAACGACACCUUGGCAGACAAUUAUCUGUUAAACCAGACAACCUGGAGCAUUUGCAAAAAACCAGAAAAUGUAAUCCUCUGGAACAUUGUGCUGUUCUCCCUCCUGCUGGCCAUCGGCACAGCCGAAGCAGUCCUUUGCCUCAUUCAAGUCAUCAAUGGGCUCAUCGGAUUCCUAUGUGGCUCAUGCUUGAAGAAAAGAAAGACUGAUAUUGCAGGAAUGUGACCAUCUGUCAAAGAAAACAGAAUGCAAAUGACAAACAGGCAAUAUGUAUACAGUCAGAAGAGUGUGUGUUGCUGUAUAUUUAUACAAACAA